Messenger RNA from Rhodofomes roseus, 1497 nucleotides. RefSeq names its product MFS general substrate transporter. The transcript has 7 exons. The record is from RefSeq and is a predicted model, not a curated record. NCBI's taxonomy places the organism in Eukaryota, Fungi, Basidiomycota, Agaricomycetes, Polyporales, Fomitopsidaceae. Gene Ontology annotation, molecular function: transmembrane transporter activity. The coding region runs from base 1 to 1497 and encodes 498 amino acids. Gene Ontology annotation, biological process: transmembrane transport.
AUGACCGUCGUCGACCGCCGUGACGAGGAGACUCCCCUACUGCACGGCCAGCAGCGAGCGAAGCCGACGAAAACGCCCAUCCCAUGGGCACAACUCUCCAUCCUGCUCGUCCUGCAAUUAGCAGAGCCACUGACGAGCCAAGUCAUUUCCCCCUUCGCCCCCGACCUCAUCCGUAACAUUGGUAUCACCGGAGGGGAUGAAGCCAAGGUCGGGUAUUACGUUGGGCUCAUGCAUUCCCUCUUCUUCGCCACGCAGGCCAUGACCGUCCUGCAUUGGAGCCGUUUAUCUGACCGCGUCGGACGGAAGCCCGUUAUCAUGAUCGGUCUCUUUGGACUGUCAUUAUCCAUGUACAGCUUCGGGAUGUCGCGUACAUUCUGGGGUCUGGUAAUCAGCCGGAGUCUCAACGGAGCCUUGAACGGUAAUAUCGGCGUGCUCAAGAGCAUGAUGGCGGAAAUUACAGACUCAACAAAUAUUGCGGAUGCAUACGCAUACUUGCCACUUGCGUGGAUGACUGGCGGCACUCUAGGUCCCAUGAUCGGUGGCUCAUUAUCACGACCUCAUGAACGAUUCCCGACCUUGUUCGGGCAUAACGAAUUUAUGGCAAAAUAUCCUUAUUUCCUUGCCUGUGCUGUACCCGCGACAUUCUCAGCACUAGCCUUGUUCGUAACGCUGUUCCUCUUGAAGGAGACCGUAAAAACACCUAUCUCUCUCCGCCGCUUGCUCAACCUCCGUAAGAGCAAGGCGAAUCUCACUCUCCAAAACGUCGCGGGUGCAGACGGCCCUCGGCCAGUAGCACCCAUUGCGUCAGGCAAAACGUCAAGUUCAGAACCACUGCCGCUUCGAGCCCUGUUGAUCCCGCGUGUGAUCAUCUCCGCCGGGAAUUACGCUCUCCUUGCCGUAGUUGAUAUCAGCUACCGCAGCGUUCUCCCGGUGUGGAUGUCCACACCGAUCGCCUUGGGCGGCCUCGGAUUGUCGCCGCAGGCCAUUGGCGCAAUCCUCUCGGUGUACGGAAUUACGAACGGGACGCUGCAAAUCCUCACGUUCUCGAAGUUGACCGACCAUUUCGGCGCAAAGAGGAUUUAUGUGUAUGGGCUGAUCGCGGCUUUCCCCGUAUUCGCGUUGAUGCCCGUCAUAAACUUCGUUGCACGCGAGGAGGGUCAUAGCGUCAAUAUGUGGGCCCUCAUAGCGUUGCAGUCCUUCAUUUCCAUCCCGGUGAACUUCUGCUAUGGAAGCGUCUUCAUCUUCAUCACUGCCUCGUCACCCAACAGAGCCUCACUGGGCUCCGUGAACGGUCUCUCCCAAAUGAGCGUGUCCAUCAUGCGCGCAAUUGGCCCCGCCAUGGCCAACUCCAUCUUCUCCCUCUCCAUCGAUGAAUCACAUCACCUCUUAGGGGGCAUGUUCAUCUAUCUAUUCCUCACAUUCCUUGCCAUCAUAGCCCUGGGAGGAGCAAUGCUGCUGCCCGCGCAGGUCUGGAAAGACGAGGACUCGAGUUCAUGA